Molecule: messenger RNA, 4247 nt
Organism: Poecile atricapillus (Black-capped chickadee)
Lineage: Eukaryota; Metazoa; Chordata; Aves; Passeriformes; Paridae
Gene: RAD9B
Product: RAD9 checkpoint clamp component B
Exons: 11
Coding region: 38-1456 (472 amino acids)
Biological process (GO): DNA repair; cellular response to ionizing radiation; mitotic intra-S DNA damage checkpoint signaling
Cellular component (GO): checkpoint clamp complex
Source: RefSeq, a predicted model, not a curated record
UUGCUGGGGUGUUUGUGCAGGGCCAGAGGUUGGAUCGAUGAUUCCUGCGCGUAACUCGGGACAAUUCCCAAAUGCCGAAUUGCGGAAUUCCAUAAUUCCGCAAUCCCGGGGCUCCACAUCCGGGGCUCCUCACGGCGCAGGCCCCGCCCUGAGGCGUUUCCCGCCCUCCGCGGCCGUGAGGGGAGCGGGGGCGGCCAUGAAGUGCGUGAUCGGGGGGGCGCAGCUCCGAGUGUUUGGAAGAGCAAUACAUGCCAUAGCACGGAUUAGUGAUGAAUUCUGGUUUGAUCCCAUAGAAAAAGGUCUUGCCUUAAGAUCAGUGAAUUCCUCGAGGUCAGCAUAUGCAUGCGUGUUCUUCUCAUCCAUGUUUUUCCAACAUUACUGCUGGACAGCCGUGUCCCAACCAUGUCAGAACGAGCAGCAGUUAUCCCUCCCCUGUAAAUUGAUAAUUAAGUCAGUCCUCCCUGUGUUUAGAUGUGUAAAUGUGCUGGAAAGGAAUGUAGAGAAGUGCAGCAUCUCCACCAGCCCCAGUGACCAACACAUCACCUUUCAGCUCCUCUGCAGGCACGGUGUUGUAAAAACCUAUAACCUGACAUUUCAAGAGUGUGAUCCCUUGCAGGCUGUUUUUGCAAAGCACAUGUGCCCAAACAUUCUUAAAGUCCACUCCAGGCUGCUGGCUGAUGUGAUGAUUCACUUCCCAACCAGUCAGGAAGAAAUAACCUUGUCAGUAACUCCAAUGAAAGUUUGUUUCAAGAGUUACACUGAGGAAGACACUGACUUUUCAAGGACAAUGCUUACUGAGAUACAGCUCAGUCCAGAGGAAUUUGACUACUUUCAAGUUGGAGUAGAUUCUGAAGUGACAUUUUGCCUUAAAGAAUUGAGGGGCCUGCUGGCGUUUUCCGAAGCCACGAGCGUUCCUGUGUCCAUCCACUUCGACAGAUGUGGGAAACCCAUUGCUUUCAGCCUUGAGGACCUGCUGCUGGAGGCCAGCUUUAUCCUGGCUACCUUGUGUGAGGCUGAGAAGGAAGCAGCUUCCCCAGAGCCUGCCUGCUCUGGACCACGGCCCUGGCACAGCUCAAGGACUGGCAUGGAUAAAUCUGCCCAGACCUCCAUGGAUGGAGCCAGCAACGCAGACACAGCCGCUUCCAAAAAGCCACAGCAGAAGGGAAACACUCCGAGCAUGCACUCGGCAAAACCCCCAAGUGCUCUGGAGAAACAAGAGGUAAAAAAUAUUCCCAGAGGCACAGAGAGGGAUGUGCCAGGAAGAGCAGGAGCAGCCACGGCCGAGGCAGCGGGAGGAGAGGCCACAGAGGCUCCUCAUGAGAAGUUCCACUCCUUAUUCUUUGGAGCUGUCUCUUACAAGGAGAAGGAGGCUCUUGGUGACACCUUCCAGAGUUUGGUGACAGCCAGUGACACUGAGGAGGAGCUGGGUGCCUUGCAGAGCUCCCCGGUUCUGUAGUGCAGGGACAGACAGUGGGGAGUGCAGUGCAGGCCCAGCCUUUGUCACUGCUGCUGUGACCCAGCAGCACAGAACGUUCUGGAAUUGUCAGUGCUCUUGUAGUGGCACAAAUUUAGGUCAUGACUGACUCUGUUGAGGUUUGUGUGUUCUGCAGGAACUGCUGGGGGUUCUGCUCUCAGAACACUCUCACUAGAGAGAGGCUCAGUUUGAAUUCAAACUCUGCGACCACAUCAGGCAAAUGAAGCCGCUGUUCUGGUUAAGGGUGCUGGAAAAAUAACCCAGCCCAGCUCCAGGAGAACUCAGGUUUUUACAGACUCUGUAGAACCGGGGUUUAACUGAAAAAACAAAGUUGUCACAGAACUGCAUUUUAAAAAAUAAAGGUUUGUGUUUCAGACUUGUAUUAUUCUUUCCUUUCCCUGCGUCUCCUCCACCCCACAUCAGGGGCAGUGCAGUAUUUCCAAAGUCACACUGGAAUACAACACCAGUCAAUUAAGGGAUCGUUUUCUGUCUGCCAGGCUGCUGCAGAAGGCAUCGGGUGUCGCUCAGGUGUGCAUUUGAGAGCAGUGCAGGGAGGUCACAGUGACAGCCCAGCCCUCCCAGCCCUGGCUGUGCCUCUGUGCCACCAACCCAUCCCCACAUCAACAAACAGAGGGUUUUUGCAGGCAACUUGACUUUAAAAAGCACAUUUUAGUAUAAAUACUAUAUUUAUUAAAUAUCUUUACAAUUUAUUUAAAUGUAUUUACAGAACUAUUCCUGCAUAAGUUAUACCUCAGACAUGAAAUUUACAUAAUUGCCUCUUAGGUAAGCAUAGAUGAUAGUCUCAUUUUAACAGCAACAAAAAAGCAUCCUCAGAUACAGACUCAGAUUUUGCUUCAUUGUUUCAGCUAUCUUUGUCAGAAACUACCACAUACAGUCGGGUUCUCCACACAGCAGCUGGAGAAAGGAUGUCCCUUACCAAGAGGUGGACAUUCCAUCACUAAAUCCUCCCACUCCUGCCACAUGGUCGCCUCUCCCUUCUCCUCCACUCACUUGUAACUGCCUGGUCCCAAAUCCGGUUUUUGGUUUGGUUUUGCUUUCAGCCUGAAGAAGGACAUUUCUGACUGUAUGUCGCAGCUCUCCCAAAGAUAGCCAGGAAAACAGCAAGGAACCAGAGCUCUUCCAAUUCACCACAUCCUAGCCCUGUUCCACCCCAAUCCCUACGGCCGCUGCUGCAGCAAUCCCAGGUUCCUGGGGGACAAAGCUCCUCCUGUUCCUCCAGAUCCCCACUCCCAACCCAGCAGCUCCCAAAACAAACCACAACCCCCUGCAGCAGCUCCAAGCCAGCCCGUGCUCCGCUCGCUUCCAACUCAGGGAACACCUUUCUUGUACAUUCCUCUCGUGAACAUUCCCGCUAACCUAACCCCUAGCAAGUGUUACUGCUUCAUGCAUCGCUGGGAAUUAUUUUUGAUAGGAUGGGCCCUGUCACUUCCUUCUCCAAAGAUCAGUUGUGCGCAGACAGCGUUAAGUUCAUAGGAAAAAAUCAGGUUUGAUAUGUUCAGAGUGCACGUCUUAAAAAAAACCCAAAACAAUCAAGCAUGUGAUAAAAAUAUCAAUUCUUUAUAAUACAGUAUUGCUUUAUAAACAGAUGGAAAAGCUAAAAGCUUUACUGGUCUUUGGUGUGCCCGGUGAGGGAAAAACUCAUGAUUUGUAAAUCAAAACCCAAAUUUGUUCUUUAUUUAAAAAAACCCAACAGGUCAUGGUGUGAUAUGAGGCAAACGGAUUUGCGGAUACAGACAGGGAGCGCGCCCGGCCCUGGAGGAGCGGGAAUUCGGGAAUUCCAGACCCUCUGACCCACACACGUCCCCAGGGAAAGGUCUGGAAAGCCGGGAAGGGGAAACAGGGAGGACUGGGGACUGUGCUGAGAGCAGAGGACAGCCAGGGGCCACAGGGGCAUCGCCUGAAGGGAAGGGCAAAGGGAAAGAAGAAUUGAUCAAAUCUGCUCUAAUCCAGAAGCGUGCAGAGUAAAUACUGGAUAAAUGUAAAGACACCCAGAGUCGGGAGAGAAAAGCCCCUCCCGGACAAGAAACAAAGCCCUGUUCUGCAUGUGAAUACAUUCCUCCAAGACAGCCAGAGACAGCUUGUUCAGGUUAAAAACAAGGACUGACAGGUUGUGCAAAGUUCUCCACCACUCACUGUUUGUGUGUCACAAAACUAAUUAAUUUUUCUUCAUUAAUAUAAUCCUCCCCAUACCCUCACCAAAAUCCUAUUUUGGUCAAGUUAGGGUAGUUAAGGCAUUUUGACGAGUAAUUACAAGGUGAUUUAAAGUAGAUAUCUAACAUUAUGCCAAUUGAGGAAUAGCAGAUAAAUUACUGAAGAGCUCCCAAAUUAAUCACUUAUUAUAAAUGAAAUGCCUGUUACAAGCAUGAUGCACUGAAAUAUAGUAAAAUGACAUGUACAUGGUACAUGUUAAAUGACCUUAAAUAAAAGCUUGACAUAGUUACGCAAAUAUACAGUACAAGUCCACAAAAAUUCUUUAAACAAGUUGAGGUAACCUCAAACUUAAACAGUUUUAAUACAAUAAACCAGGUAGUAAAAAUCUCCUCUUGAGAGCAGGUAAGAUUCCUUACUGACCAAGUUUAACUGCACUCACCUAAACAGCAACAUUACCCGACUUUUUAUAUAUAAAAACAUGGCUUUAAUUUAUUUCUACAUACUUCUCUACCAGCAAAAAAGUUAAUGAAAAACUGACCAAAAAUAUAUAUAUCUUUACAGCUCUCAGCUUUCGUAUGAGCCUCAGGAAAGGAAAAGGAAA